GAAGAAAAUAGGAAAGAGGGUUUGAAGAACUCUGGAAAGAUAUAUUUUAUAUUGUAUUACUCAGAAUAUCACAUAGAUGUUUAUGUUUUAUGCAUUUAGUAAGGUUUUAUGCAUUUCAGAUCAGUCAUCUGUAAAAAUCCAACAGAUGAUGGAAGGCAUGGGCUUUUUCUUCUGUCAGCUUGUUUUUGUUUUUUCACUUUAUUUUUUCCUUCUUAAUUUUAUCAUUUACAUUUGAAUUAUUUACUUGAGCAUAAGGUCAAUGUUUUAUUGAUGGCUUAAUACAUUUCCAACAAGAUAAUUUUAAGUUUUGCUCGCCACCAACUGAUUACAAACGACAAACAAAUCAUGUGUAUUGUUGUUUGUGCUCCUUUCUUCGUGGGGGCAGUAGUGCGUAACAGCUGACGUGAGGCUACACCACGAAGAACAAAGAGAGCGAAACUCAAACAGAGUUGUCGAACAACCGAAGGCCUGGGCUUAAAUGGACAACAAUGCUUUCUCUUUGGUUAAUUUAUAAAGGCGAACAAACAGUAUGCGUAAGAAAUGUUCCUAACCCAUGCGGUAUUUGAUGUCUACGUCUGAAACACCUUGUAAGCGCGUCAAUCUGGUUAUGAAAGCUAGUUGCUAUGAAUGCUAGCCGAGUUAAAGCUCAGACCCACGGCCAAAACAAAGGCUCAGUUAGCAGUGAACAACAGCAACGAGCCUCCAGAACCAAUCGAUCUAACAGAGUGCUGGCAGAAAGGAACCAGGCUGUGGCAGCAGUUGGAGCCUGGGUGGAGGACGGCCAUGAUUUCGAACAACACCCCUCUACUCUGGCUUCGAUAACUGAGAAGCUCCAGACAGAGAGGAGAAGACAGAAUGAAGAGAGCCUUCGUCGUUUUCAGAAUGAUGUGCGCCACCGUGUGGCACUGCAGACCCAGCUCCUCAAGAAAAGACAGCAACUUCAGAGUGGACUGGUGGUGAAACCUGGCAGAAGAAUCUCAGAACAUUUGGACGUCAAGUCCCAGCAUGUGCCUCUUGGGGACGCGGUGAUGUCACAAGGAGUUACUGCAAAACACAAGUUAUUGCAGCAGAGUUAUGAAGAGGCAGGUGAAGGCACGAGGCUCAUCAGACAUAAACUGGCUGCCUGUCGCCACAGAGAAACAGCAUCAGACCUUCCUGGGGGGAAUUGGAACAUGUCUCCAAACAGACAUCAGAAAAGUGCACACCAUGUGGUCUGGACAGAGCAAGAAGUGGAGGAUGACACUUACACAAUGGAGGAAGGAGGUUGUCUUGACUUCAGUCGUCAACAUAAAUGUCCCCUUGUUCAGCAGAGGGACAGAAGACACGUAACGUGGGAUUCUGACAAAUUACAGCCUGAUUCUGAAUCCAGCCUCAAACCCACAAAAAUUCUUUGGCCAAUGAAUGACCAGGAGGAGCUGAAAAGACAGUGGCAAUCUCGCUUCUGGAUGAAACGUCGUCAGUUCAUGGACCACGAGAGAGAGCAAGUGAAAGAGAACAUGCAGCACAGGAGACACCUGAAAAGGACAGAGAGGAUCAAGGCAGAGAAAGAACAGAUUCGUUUGGAGGAAGAAAAAAAGUUAGAAGGUGCUCGACAGCUCGCAGCAGCCAGGCACAUGCUGGAGGAACGGGAGCUACUGAUUCUAGAACGACUGAAGCUGGAGGAGGAAGAGAGAGCUGCUGAGCUGCAGAGGACAAAGAAGGAAGAGAAACAAAAAGAAACUUCCAGGUACGUUGAUGCUCUGAGAGCACAGGCGAAAGAGAGACUGUCUCAGGAGAAAGUAGAGCUUCCUCCUCUCUGUUGCUGUGCCUCCUCUUUCUGGGACUCCCAUCCUGACACUUGUGCUAACAACUGUGUCUUCUACAACAAUCCCAAAGCUUAUGCCCAGGCGUUACACUCUGCGAUGAUGGGCUUGGGUUUUCAGUAAGGGAAACGUACUAGGCUGGAGUCGAAAAUGCCAUUGAGGAAGAGAGCUCUUUUCUAUUUGUUAAGUCUGUCAGUCAGGUAAUACAAAUAUAUGCACAGUGUUAGUAAAAGUACAACACACAGUGAUGAAGAUUGUAUUCUUUAUUGUCAUUGUAACACAGGGAUACAGCGAAAUUGAGCCUCUAGGCAGCUUUUUAAGAUGAUAUUUGAGGUGCAAACAAAAGCAUCUAGUCCAGCUUAAACAAAAUGAUCGUCUCUAUUUGACUUAGUUGAUGAAAACAAAGACUUGAUACCUGCGAAGGUAGACUGCUACAUCAUUCCUUGUUUACGUUACUGUGGUUUUUAGUGUCAAAGAGAAAUAAACUAAAUUUAAAGGUAAAUGUUUAAUUGAUAAAUUAUAAUGAAAAAACACUACAAAACAGUUUAAUUUCAUUUAUUUUAAAUAGUAAUACAAUGAUAUAUACAAGGUAUCUACAAGAUAGUGUUGUAAUUGGUCACACAUUUUGGUAACAAAUACUGUUACUGUGUAUGAAUUAAUGUAGGUGUGUGCUGUGUGUGUUAAUAUAUUUUUUAAAUAUACCAUUUAUUUUCUUACUUUGAAUUUCUCUUGUAAAAUGUGACACUAUCAUAAUAAUGAUAAAAAUAUAUUUAUUUAACUGAUGUUUACUUUUUGCACUUGCAUAAUUAUAACCUAAUUGUAAAACAUUAAAAAAAAAAAAAUCUUAUCUGCA
Cynoglossus semilaevis (tongue sole) is the source of this 2655-nucleotide messenger RNA. It is a transcript of the gene ccdc15, whose product is annotated as coiled-coil domain containing 15. The record is from RefSeq and is a predicted model, not a curated record. The transcript is spliced from 10 exons. NCBI's taxonomy places the organism in Eukaryota, Metazoa, Chordata, Actinopteri, Pleuronectiformes, Cynoglossidae. Bases 624 to 1925 code for a protein of 433 amino acids. Gene Ontology annotation, cellular component: centrosome.